GUCCUCAAGUUAAGAACGUAGUUGGCGCGCGACUCAGCGUUCAGAUGAGACCGGUUUCGAUGAUGGAACGAAGAAACGAGAUCCGUCAGCCGGUCUCUUAAAAAAAAAAAGGAAAUUUGACAUCAGCGCGAAUUUUUAUCCGCGUAAAAACUGUUUUGUACCUCGAUGGUGCUGACUUGGAUUAUUAUAACUCUACUACUACUGUGACAAGUGAAUAAAUGAUUGUUGAUAUUUAGUGGCUGUGCGAAAUGAUGAAGGAUAUAUAGAUGUGCUCUAGUCAGUGCUGUGAUAAAAACCGUUUUGGAUAGUAGUAUGUUGGAACACAGUGCUAUGUAUCUCAACGUAACUCCUCCUUACGAAGACGACUCGUCUUUCUUUCCAGACUUCUAUACACGGGUUGGCUCGUGUGAGCUCCAAGAGCCGGUGUGGGCAAAAAUGAAUGCUCUCACCGGAAUUAAACAGAAAAGGAAAAAGUCGGACAACAAACCACAAACGCAAAUUAACAAAUGCAAUAAUGAAAAGCGACGCCGAGAGCAAGAGAACAUCUACAUAGAGGAGCUGGCAGAGCUGAUAUCCGCCAAUUUCGCGGACAUGAGCUCGCUCUCGGUGAAGCCGGACAAGUGUGCGAUCCUCCAGGAAACCGUCAAUCAGAUCCGCAGGAUUAAGCAGCAGGACAACAACCAGCAAAUCGCCGAUCCUGUCCAGCAAGGCGAAGUGUCGUCGUCCAGGCCGACGAUUCUAUCAAACGAGGUUUAUGGACCGUUAUUAUUGGAAGCUUUAGAAGGUUUCCUGUUUGUUAUUAAUAGCGAAGGAAAGGUCGAACAUGUAACUGAUAACGUUAUCAACUACAUCAAACACGCCAAGGAUGAAAUUAUAGGGAAGAGCAUUUAUAAUUUUAUGCAUCCUGGGGACCAUACGAAGUUCCAUUCCAAUUUACUGCCCAUGACCAUCGAAUGGGGUAGCGAUCCACCGCCUUCGACUCGGUCCAAGUCCAUCGAUGUACGAUUAUUGGUCAAAGCUUCCGAUGAUUUAGAUGAAACUGUAGAAGAGAAAAAUCAAAGAGUUCCUUGUUACGAGCUUAUGCACAUCUCUUCGACGCAGCUGCGCGAUCACUUGUCCGUUUCCGAAGACGACGGCAGCGACAGCGGUCCUUGUCUACUUUGCGUCGCCAGCCGUAUAUCGCAUCGCGACAAGGCGUCGUGUUAUUUCGAACAGUUCACGACCAAGCUGGACACGAACGGCAAAAUCAUCUGCGUGGACACUUCGGGAGUGUCGGAGGGCGUGUCGCAAGCGCUGCGCAAAGACUUCAAAGGGCGCCUGCUGCGCGAACUGGUGCCCGCGCAGGACGUUUACAAAGUAACUGCGCACCUCAAGGAAACUCUCAGUGCGGGUACUUCUAUUAGUUCGGUGUAUCGUAUACAGGUGGCGCCCGAUAAGUUGGUGCCCGUUCAGACUAAGUCGAAGUUUUUCAAGACGAAUCCGCACGCGAAUAGUGAAGUUACCGAUUUUAUUAUGGCCACGCAUUCGAUUAUUGGUGAUAACGAUAGCUUAGAUCCAGGCGGAGGUAUCGGUGGACCAUUGAUGACCAGCAUAGUCAAUGGGGCUGGACCAGCGUCUCGUAACGGGCCUAGCAAUUCUGAUAACGCGCCUCCCUCUGGGGGUAUAAUUCCGCCGGUUUCGAAUGCGGGUGCUUUCGCCUCGGAGUUUUUAGAAAACGACUUUUCCACACUCGAUUUUCCUAGCACCACGUGGGAACUGGAACCCAGUUGGCCCGACGCUGCCAGACCCAAUUCUAGACAGAGCACGCCUGUAUCUACACCUGCACCAAGGCCACCUAGCAAUCCAUCUUAUAGUAAUGCUCCCACAGUGGCUCAAAGCCCAAUUGCUCAUUAUUCUGCCCAACCUAGUCCAGUCAGUCAGCAACAGAGUAGCAAUUUUAUGUCUUUUGGCAUUAUGGACGAGUACCAAGAGCAAGUUUUCAAUGUCGAAGAUCAAAAAGAGAGCAAGGUUAUGGAUGAGGCUCCUAGUCAUGCCGAACCUCAACGAUUGAGGUCGCUGCUGACAAAUCCGCCUACAUCGAAUGCAAGUAGUAGUAGUUCGCACCAGGACGAAAACCGUGAUAGAAUAUUGAAGGAAUUGUUGAAUCAGCAGGACGAUGAACAGAGCGGAAGGAUGGGAGACGGUAGGAAUAAUAAUGCGAGAGUGAUGAUGCGCCCGAUGCCUGAACCACCGAAAAAUAAUGCCGCUUCAUCGUCCACUGGAAAUGAUAUGCUGAGGAAGCUCUUGAACGACAAAAAUGAUGAAGACGACAUUGAAACGAAAGCGGGUAUGAAAAAGGGCAGCGAGCUGUUACAGCAACUGCUCAAAAAGGAUAGCGACGACGACGAUGAGAGGAAAAAUGAAAAUGGACCUCACGAGGAUGUUUUGCUUAAGACUUUGGGAUUUCCUUCUGGGUCUCCGAGUGGAAAUAAAAGGUCUAUGGAUAAUAAGGACGAUAGGAGUAGUAAAAGGAUAAAUAAUGGUUCACAGAAUUCGUCAGGUUCGUCGGAAAAAAGCGAAAUUUAUCAGAAAAACAAAAUGCUGGCCUCACUUCUGGAAAAUCCGACGCCGACGCCGCCAUCGAUACCGCCCAUUCCGGCCAGCGUGAUCUCAGCUACACCUCAGGAAAAACUGCCCAGAGUCGUAACCGAUCCUGCCAAACUGAUUCCGGUCACAAUGAAUCAGGGAAAUAUGCGACCUGGCCGGGCACGACAACAACCGGUCGCAUUUUCCAGACCACUCGGUGCAGCCAAUCCGCCCAAUUUCAUAGACCAUAUUUGGAUCGAAAACAACAACGACCCAGUACUUUCGGCUAUCUUGGAUGACUUUAUAGACUUUGUGCCGGACAGGAACAUUUUGCUGUCCGAAUCUGGCCAGGAAGGACAACCGACCAAUAGUUUCCAGCUGAGUGAAUCCGCUGCCAUCAACAAUAUCCAGAAGAUUUUGAUGGAAGUUGAGGAUUCGGUACCAUCUCCCAAUGUUUCUUUACCUGCCAGACCACCAGCCUACAGUACUAAUAACAAUUUGGGUUAUCCUCCACCUCCAAACUACCAUCAAGGAAAAUAUCCAAGACCGAUGGGCGUCCGGGCUGGUGUUCCACAAUACACAAAUCCCCAACAACAACUUCAUCUCGAACAGCAAAGGAAAAUACAGCACCGCGAAGCCGAAGAACAAAAGAGGCGUUUGUUGCAACAACAGGAGCAACAGCAACUGGUGAUUUUGUCCAAUAACGCUUCGGCCAGUAUUAAUCCGACCCAAACUUUCGACAGUCUUCUCAACAAUACGGUCGCUCCAAAUGUAACCUUGCAACGCUCUAGUAGUAUACCAGAGUCGCAACUGUCUCCUGGUUACAACAACCAAUUACAAGGUUCUAAUUCGCUGUCUCAAUCGAACCAAAGAGGAGUGCAAUCCAACCGCCAACAACAACAACAACCUUAUUCGCCUCAGAACUUUCAACCUCAAACCACUGCCGCUGGGAAUUAUAGCCAGCAACAACGUUUAUCUCCACAGUCUCAGUACAAUUCUCAAUUGUCGCCAAGACAAACUUACACAACUCAGGGCAACGGAACUGCUGGCGGUUCCAAUUGGGCGCAACAGCAACAAAGAUUAACCGUGCAAAAUCCUAUGCUAAACGCCCAACUGACUGGCACUCUAACAGGGCGUGGCAAUUUUCAGAGACCACCCUCGGCUCAACAGUCGCAACAACAGAGGGCGCUGAAUAGUCCCGGCGGUAAUACCAGGCAUUCGCCGUUUGGCGGGGACCAAUUUGCUCCGCCCUCCUCGCCUACUGCGGCUUUCAACCAGAAUCAGUACCUGCAAAGAUUGCAGAGGGCCAAUUCCGUUCCUACUACCAGUUCUCAGAUGACAGGUGGUCUGGGUUCGCCCAGAUCGUACUCGGGCCAAGCUCCACCGCACUACCCACCCACCCAUCUCCAAUCCAUACCCCAAAAUCCUAUGCUAUACGGGGCGCAGACGCAACACCAGGAUUCCCCCUAUAAUUGCUACGAACAGCAGCAGCAACCGCCCAAUUUGGGCUACGAGCGCAGGGGUGGCGCCCAACAUCUACAGCCUGGUGUUGCCGGUUCGAAUCCGACCUCGGAAUUUGUCAGACAAGAAUUGCGCGCAGUAGUCGGAGCGCGCACCGCGCAGCAACAGCCGGCGGGCGGACAAAGAUCGGGUCCGACGCCUGCGCAACAAUUGCAACAGCAACUGAACCAAUCGGGCACCGUCGAUUUGGAAUCGUUGGGCCUCAGUUUCGAAAUGGCUUCCGGUGCGAGUGAAAGCCCGAAACUUUGGGGCGCGAUGGGGUCAGAACUGGGCUCAAUGUCUCCGCAGCCGGCCACUUCCAGGACUACUAUGGAGGAAGGACGGCAAGGUGAUCACACUAAGACCUCGUUGCUGCAACAAUUGCUAUCGGAUCAGAGUAAAUAAAGUGUCUUUGGUGUUAAACAUGUGUUUUAGAAAGAAUCUGUCUUUGUAUAAUAAUUGUUAAGAUGCCACUAAAUAAUUAUAACCCUUACUAACUUACUAUCAAGAUGUUAAUGAUUUCUAUUAUAAUGUCUAUAAUAGUAUAUGUGAACCAAAGAUGUCGUGUAUACGUAUGUGAUCCUGUUGUCAACCGUAUUAAGUAUAUAAAUAUUUUUCAUUGAUUGCUCAUUAUGUGAUUGUACAUUUUUUUUUUCUUUUAAGUAUAUAGUCUUUUUUUUUUUAAAUCUGGCAGAUGCAACUAAAACACUUGUUCUCUUUGAGAUAUUUUAUUAUGAAUAAUAAUAAUUGUAACCCUAGAAGUUAUCCUGUUUUAUGUUUUAGUUUUUAUUUUUACUAUCUGUCGAUGAGGGUGCAGAAUUUGGUGCGAUUUAAAUGGCAAGAAUUAUUUGUUUUUAGGGUAAUUGAAAUGAGAAAAUCAGAUUUUUAUUAAAAAGUUUAUUGAGUAGUGGUAUUUCACCAGCCCACUUAUGCUACACCUCUCAUGUCUCUUUACAGUGCCAGACUAGAGUCAAGCUCAAUAGGGUCUUCUUUACCCGCUAAUUUGCCCAAGUCGGUUCCCUUGGCAGUAGUUUUGCUAAAUAGUGGGUAGGGACAGUGGGAAUCUCGUUACCUAAUCCAUUCAUGCGUGUCACUAAUUAGAUGACGAGUUCUUGCAGCAAAAAUAUUGGUAUCUGAUGUGAGUCGGGACUAGUCAUUGUAGGAGCCCUUUUCACUAAUUUUGUCGCGCCAGCUUUUAAGCGUUUUUCUAAAUACUUCACCAUAGCUAAAGCAUUAGUAUGCCCAGUACAGUCAACAGCAUAAUUAAUGUUUUUCGCAUGAAGUUGACUGUAUUUCUUUCUCAAGAGAGGGUAAAUUUUCCUUACUUAUGUUUAAACAAGUCAAUUUUCCAGAAUUUUUCCUGGAGUGAUUUUUCACUGUUACCUAUAAUGAUUUUCUUAGUUUCCUCUUUCUCCUGGAAAAAAUUCAAAAUUUUCCCUUUCCAGUUUUUUAGAAAAAAACUAAAAUGUAAGAUGGUGAAUUUUCCUAAAUUUUGCUUAAAUAAGUCAAUUUUCCAGACUUUUUCCAGGAGUGAUUUUUCAUUGGAAAAUUUUGAAAUUUUGUUAAAAUGAGCUGCUCACCUUCCUCUUUCUCCUAGAAAAAUUUCAAAAAUUUUCCUUUCUCCAGUUUUCCAGAAAACAAUUAAAAUGUAAGAGGGUGAAUUUUUUUAUAAUUUUGUUUAAAAAAGUCAAUUUUCCAGAUUUUUUUCCUGGAGUGAUUUUUCACUGGAAAAUUUUGAAAUUUUCUUUUAAUGAACUUCUCACUUUCCUCUUGCUCCAGGAAAAAUUUCAAAAUUUUCCUUUCUUCAAUUUUCCAGAAAAAAAUUAAAAUGUAAGAGGGUGAAUUUUUUUUAAUUUUGCUUAUAAAAAAGUCAAUUUUCCAGAAUUUUUCCUGGUGUGAUUUUUUACUGGAAAAUUUUAAAAUUAUCCAAGAAUGAACUCCUCACUUUUCUCUUUCUCCUGGAAAACUUUCAAAAUUUUUCCUUCACCAUUUUUCCAAGAAAAAAAAUUAAUUUACAAAAGGCUGCAUUUAGUUUAAAGAAAACUGGGAAAAUCCUGGAAAAUUGGAAAAUUUAUGGAAAAAAAAGUUGGUUUCGGGACUUUUUGGGAUAUCCUCUACAAAAUGGCUAUCUUGAAAUUUCGAAAUUUUGAUUUUGAUUUUUGACCCUAUACCUACACACACAGGAAAUUCUGAAAAUUACGAAAAUUGCAACUUCAACCGUAUAUAGCUCUGUAACGGUGAGUCCUAGAGGAAAACUCUCCAAGGGCAGAUUGUAGAGCUCCUCGAGAUCUACAUAUAUAUUGUAUUUGGAAACAAAUUGCGAAUUUCCAUUUUGAUUUUUUGAGGGAAUUUUUUCAUUAGGGUUUGGUCCAAUGUUUUUUGGAUUUUGAAAUUUCAAACAGUCAUAACUUGGAAGUUAUGAGUCGUAGAGAAAAACUUUUCAUAUGAAAAUUGUAGCUCUCAAUAUAUACUACAAAAUUGCUAUGUGAGUUUUUCCUCUACGACUCACCAUUUUUGAGUUAUUUGAGUUUGAAAUUUUAGUUGAAAUUUCAACUUUGAGGCUCAAUAACUCUAGAACGGUAAUAAUCAUUGAGAUUGAAAAUGAAUUUGUUGGUAAUUCAAUGGAACUUUAUUCAUUCAAAUCAAUCCAGGCUUUCCAGAGUUAUGGCUGAUUUAGUGGGGCCAUGUCAAGUUGGUAAAUUCCAAAUACAAUUUUGGAAUUUCGUUCUCGAAUUUUUUCCGAGCUUAGGAGGUCUCAAAUGAAAAAAUGCCAAGAGGUAUUUGAUGUGAUAGGAUGCAAUAUUGCUUUUUCUCUUAGAAUUUUCGAAAAAACCCACUGGAUCUAGAAGCAUUCCUAUAAACUGUUCCACGUUAAAUUCCGAUUUCCAAAAAUGACACUCUGAAAUAAUUUUUGCCUCAACUCCGGUAAUUUUCAUCCGAUUUCAAUGUAAUUGAGCCCUUAUUGAAGCAAAUCAAAUUCUUCACAAACCUUGUUAAUUGAGAUUAUAAUUUGGUUUCAACAGUCUUGCACCUGAGAAAAUUCAAAAUUGAAAUUAUCGAACACGAAGACAGUUUUUGCUCACAGCUUCGUUAAUUUACAUCCAACUCAUAAAAAAUACAUUCCGAGAAAAAUAAAUAAUUCUUGCCUCUAAAAUUGAACCAAUUUUUUUAUCGUAAAGUUGUACAUAUAAGAUUUGAAAAGAAAAUUCUACUAGGUACCUCAUUCGUCAAGGCAGUUUCUGUCACUUUUCUCGUUCGAAAUUUGUUGUUACCAAAAAUAAAUAAUAUUUCGAAAAUGAAAAGUAUCGGGAACAGCCUCAAGUACCGCAGGCUGUAAUCUAGACAGGUUAGCUGUAUCGAAAAGUGCAUUACUACAUGAAAUUGCUUGUUGUAUAAUUUUUUUUUUUUUUUAAUAGAAAGGUAAUGCGUUAGCAAAACAUAGAGCUCGAGAGUGCAAUUGUACAUAAAUAUUUUGUGUAUAUUAUUAUUGUGUCUAAGCGCAUUACUGAAAGAAAAAAAAAAAGAUUUUUGAAAAAUAGUAACUGUUAAUAUUUUAUACAUAAUUUAAAGUAUGUUAUUUGAAAGGGAGUCGUUUUUGUUGGACAUUGUGAUAGGCAACCGCCAUGUUACUGUUGCUAGGGUUGAUCCUAGGAAUUAAUUAUUUUUAGUAUAAUAUAAAAAAAAAAUAGCAUUCAUACUUGAUUAUAAUUAUUGUCAAUUACCCCGUCCCACACCCCAAAAUCCUUACCGAUCCGCAAAUCUCUAUAUGAAAAAUUUUAAAAAUUAAAGAAGAGUAAAAGAAUAUGAAUGAACAAAUUGACAGACAAAAGCAUUAUUUAAUUACACAGAUAUUUUUUGUACAUUAUUGGAGUUUUGAAAUAUAUAUAUUGAAUAAAAAUUAAAUAUAAU
This is a messenger RNA of Ceutorhynchus assimilis (cabbage seed weevil), 7974 nucleotides long. The record is from the annotation of a GenBank genome assembly. NCBI's taxonomy places the organism in Eukaryota, Metazoa, Arthropoda, Insecta, Coleoptera, Curculionidae.